This is a messenger RNA of Felis catus (domestic cat), 2093 nucleotides long. RefSeq names its product olfactory receptor 4F3/4F16/4F29-like. Gene Ontology annotation, cellular component: membrane. Gene Ontology annotation, biological process: G protein-coupled receptor signaling pathway. NCBI's taxonomy places the organism in Eukaryota, Metazoa, Chordata, Mammalia, Carnivora, Felidae. The record is from RefSeq and is a predicted model, not a curated record. Gene Ontology annotation, molecular function: G protein-coupled receptor activity; olfactory receptor activity. Bases 134 to 1072 code for a protein of 312 amino acids. The transcript has a single exon.
UGAGGGGAUACUUUGUUUUCACAAUGUGAAUAGCCUUGAUUGAUUAAUCAUUUUAAUGUAGAACUUUAUUAACAUUCUCAUUUUAGUUUCUUGUUAUUUUCUUUUGUCUGGAAACAUUCUAGCGGAUAAAUCAAUGGAUAGAGCAAAUCACUCUGUGGUGUCAGAGUUUGUGUUCCUGGGACUCACCGAUUCCUGGGAGAUCCAACUUCUCCUCUUUGUGUUCUCCUCUAUGGUUUAUGUGGCAAGCAUGAUGGGAAACUCCCUCAUCAUGCUCACUGUGAUUUCUGACCCUCACUUACACUCCCCCAUGUACUUUUUGUUGGUCAACCUGUCCUUCAUUGACCUGGGAAUUUCUUCUGUCAUUUCUCCGAAGAUGAUUUAUGACCUUUUCAGAAAGCGUAAAGUCAUCUCCUUUGGUGGCUGCAUCGCUCAAAUCUUCUUCAUCCAUGUCAUUGGUGGCGUGGAGAUGGUGCUGCUCAUCGCCAUGGCCUUUGACAGAUAUGUUGCCAUAUGCAAGCCUCUGCACUACUUGACUAUUAUGAACCGAAAAAUGUGUAUUUUGCUUACAGUUGCUGCCUGGGUAAUUGGCUUGACCCACUCUGUGAUUCAACUGGUUUUUGUAAUAACAUUGCCAUUCUGUGGCCCUAAUGUGUUAGACAGCUUUUAUUGUGACUUUCCUCGGUUCAUCAGACUUGCCUGCACAGACACCUACCGUCUAGAGUUCAUGGUCAUAGCCAACAGUGGGUUCAUAUCUCUGGGAUCAUUCUUCAUAUUGAUUGUCUCCUACAUUUGUAUCCUGAUCACUGUUUGGAAACACUCUUCAGCAGGCACAUCUAAGGCCCUCUCCACUUUGUCAACUCAUGUCAUGGUGGUGAUUUUGUUCUUUGGCCCUUGCAUCUUCGUUUAUAUCUGGCCUCACCCCACCUCACACCUGGACAAAUAUCUUGUUGUCUUUGAUGCAGUUCUCACUCCUUUUUUUAACUCAGUCAUCUAUACAUUCAGGAACAAAGAGAUGAAAGUGGCAAUGAGGAAAGUGUGUAGUCGGUUUAUUAUUUAUAGAAGGAUUUCUUAAAUGACACAAGUAUUACAAAAUUUCCUUAACGACUUGAAGUAACAUUACAUAUCUAUAGUUUGAAUACCAGAUUCCAAGUACCUUACUACCAUUGAGUUGUCCCAGAUUAACAAGGGUCUUAAAAAAUCUUAACUGAGAGAUUGGUUGCUGCCUACGGUUGGUUGAAGGAAGCAUGUGGUGUGAAAAACAGUACCUCCCAGAGAAGGACAAUUGCUUGUCUCUUGGGAGACAUUACCUUGAUGAAUUUACUGUGGUCUAGAAUUCAAAAUUGUGUCUCUUCAGUGUCAGAGUGCGUUAUAUAAGGGAAUGCUGAUUGACACUAAAUAAAUUGAUACUAGAUAGAAAUAUAUACGUAUAUCAAGAUGUCAAUUGAUUAACUUGCUGUGAAAGAUCAGCAAGUGGUCUGAACGUUCAUGUAAGCCUAAUUGAUUAAUUCAGUGAAGGGAAAUUUAUGAGAAGUCAAGUGAUGGUAAGGACAUUAAUGAAGGAGGCAACCGGAGUAAGAGGAGUCAGCUGGACACUCAAAUAAUCACAUGAGAUUGUGAUGCCUUUGAGGAUAGGUCUGCCAUCAGAAGUGGAAAAAUAAUGGAUCCUUAGGCCAGGCCACCUUUCUGUCUGGACAGAGCUGGUUGGUCUCACAAGAUUUACCUUUUGACUUUUGUUUGUACUGUGUUUCAGACUAUCUAACUCCUAUGUUCUUUAAGAUUCGUUCUCAUUUUUGUUUGUAACUAGCCAGGUUCUUCCUUUUUCUUCUUCUGAAAUAAUACUAUUCCCAUUGCAUUUACAGGAUUUGAGUCAUUGCAAGCUAAGUUUUAGUUUUGGAGGUGUUUUGUAUAUGACUGUAUUAUAUUCUAUAAGAAUGUGGUAUUUGCAUACAUGGAUUUAGAAAUUUCCAUUCAUAUCCAUUUUAACAAAGAAGAACCAAGGCUCAUUCUCAGAGAUGUAGUACAAAUAACUCUGAACCUUAUGUAUCCUUACACAUAGUCCUUAACCAGUUAAUCAGUAUUUCUCUUGUCUUGUA